AUGCCGAUGACUAUUCCUACAUUUAGCUCCAAUACAUUUAAAAAGAGCUCCGCAGACCUAAGAGUCGAUAUACCUCACCAUAACAACGGUAUGCACGCCUACAACAGCAAUUCCAGUAGUGGGAAUGUUCCCAACUCGCCAGCUCCUUUCAUCAAGAAUGAGCCUCAAGACGAGUCAAGGUUUCUUCACCAGACACCAUACCACGACGCAUAUAGCAUGUCAAGCCAUUCCUACCAGCAAGGCGGAUUUGGAGACCAGAGUUAUUCUGCUGGUGGCGAUGGGAGCAUCGAUCCAUCGGAGCUUACCAUGUCUCCAUCAAUGCCAAUCCAACAGAACGGUGGAUUCUACCCCAACUUUUCAACUUCCAACAACAUGGGGUACAUGGGUAGCCAUAUGCCCGAUGAGGACCUUGUGGCUACAUUGGGGGGACCAUUGGAUGAUAGUCAUAUAAACAACGGCCAGUUCGAUGCCAAUCAGAACGACUAUGAUAACAGCACCCAUGGUUCACUCCAUAAUCUGUUCCCGGGAAUGGAUCGGAACACAAAUGGAGGCGGAGGUGAGAACGGUGCAUCAGUUGGGCCUACCAAUAUCGAGAUGUUCUCUCACACUCCUGAUAAUGCGCCACAAUCACCAUUCAUUCGUGGCUUUCAGUCACUGCACUUUCGUCAAAUGAACAAUUCUUAUAAUGGAGCGACGGCUGAGACCCCAUCUUCAUACAACGCAUCACCUGUUAUUGGAUCUGAUUCGACUCAAGGUACGAAUUUCGAUCAGUAUAUGGCUACUGGUAAGAGGAAAGCUCGACCGGCUGUAUUGGAAAGAACUAGCUCGCGCAAAAGUCCACAUUCGAGAUCACCUCAUACACCCAAGACUCCCGGAAUUGGUGCCUUGUCGCUGGAGUCAUCAAGUGUUCCGUCACAGCCCAUUCCGCCAACUCACAUGAAUGCUCAUCGCCAUCACAAAUCGCUAUCGAACCACUGGGAUGGAAAUUCGGGUUCCUACCUCGACUCCCCUCUCUCAUCGCCAGGACAUUCCACGGUUCACUCACAAAUUGCCGAUGUUUUCAAAUCAGGAAAGCACGCUUCGCUACCUGCUAAAGUCGAGCCAGGUCCCGGUGGACACACCCUUCAAAAUACACAGGAGGCCAAAAGGCGCCGGAGGCGGGAAAGUCACAAUAUGGUUGAGCGUCGGCGAAGAGAUAAUAUCAAUGAGCGCAUUCAAGAGUUGUCUCACCUUGUACCCCAACAUCGUCUCGAGGACGAAAAAGUACGCAAGCAUCUAGUAAAUAACGGCUCCUUGUCACCAACCAUGGGAGGACCUAGCGGUAGUCCACCUCGUGCGACAUCAAUGCUUGCCGGGGGUGUUGGUCGCCGAGCUAGUGGUGUGACGGCUGCUGGCAUCGCCGGCGAGGAGAAGGACAAGGGUCCGAAUAAGGGAGAUAUUUUGAAUGGGGCAGUUGGCUGGACAAGAGAUUUGAUGUGGUCUCUUCAUGAGAAAUUGGAACAAGAGAAGAAGCUCAGAGAGCUUAUUACCAGCCUUGGCGGUACUUUCCCAUUCGAGCCAAGCGAAGAUGACAAGAGGAUGUCAUCUGAGCUAUACACCGCGAUCGAGAAGAAUGGUGUACAGAGCUUUAGUUAUUCGAGGACACCCGGAACGAGUCUAAGGGUGCCAGGGUACACCGAUUAUGCUGGAAAUCCACUAGGUAGCGGCAAUAAUGUCAUGUCUCCGCGUGUGAGCCCGUCUGGUUCCGCAGGGAAGUCUGGCCAGAAUGGCGGCUCAGCUCGAGCUACACCCCAACAGCAACAGCAGCCACAAUUCUGGAACCAAAACGGCGAUGACAUGCCAUUCAAGGAGGAGGAUGAAUACACUAUGGACAUCUCAUAA
This is a messenger RNA of Morchella importuna, 1881 nucleotides long. RefSeq lists its product as uncharacterized. The record is from RefSeq and is a predicted model, not a curated record. Gene Ontology annotation, molecular function: RNA polymerase II cis-regulatory region sequence-specific DNA binding; protein dimerization activity; DNA-binding transcription factor activity, RNA polymerase II-specific. Gene Ontology annotation, biological process: regulation of transcription by RNA polymerase II. Lineage: Eukaryota; Fungi; Ascomycota; Pezizomycetes; Pezizales; Morchellaceae. Bases 1 to 1881 code for a protein of 626 amino acids. The transcript is spliced from 2 exons.